AUGCUGAGCCUCAAGUUACCCCGGCUGCUCAGCAUCAACCAAGUGCCUAAGGGGUACCAGGAGCAGGGGAUCCUCUUCGGGUAUCGCCCUCCGAGAAGCUCGGCCGCAGACUGCCUCCUCAGCGUCUUCCAAAUGACGAACGAGACCCUCAAUAUCUGGACGCAUUUUGUGCCUACCUGGUACUUCGUGUGGACCCUGGUGGGGCGGCUGCGGGGGCCGGGGAACCGGGAGGACCCCCACGCCUGGCCCCUCCUCGCCUACCUGCUGACCUGCUGCAUCUACCCCCUCGCCUCCAGCUGCGCCCACACCUUCAGCACCAUGUCCACCCGCGCCCGGCACAUCUGCUACUUCUUCGAUUAUGCGGCGCUCAGCAUGUACAGCUUGGGGUCCGCGCUGGCAUACUCGGCGUACAUUUUCCCAGCAGAAUGGGUCAACAGCACUUUCCACCGCUGCUACGUCCCCAUUGCGGUGUUUAACACUGUCGUUAGCACCAGUCUGUCCUGCUAUUCCAGAUUUGCAGAGGAGGAACCUCAGCGUUGUCGCAGCCGAUUGCGUUGUUUUUAA
Pelecanus crispus (Dalmatian pelican) is the source of this 564-nucleotide messenger RNA. The record is from RefSeq and is a predicted model, not a curated record. NCBI's taxonomy places the organism in Eukaryota, Metazoa, Chordata, Aves, Pelecaniformes, Pelecanidae.